Salvia hispanica is the source of this 3724-nucleotide messenger RNA. Lineage: Eukaryota; Viridiplantae; Streptophyta; Magnoliopsida; Lamiales; Lamiaceae. The record is from RefSeq and is a predicted model, not a curated record.
UAUAGUGCUGUUUUCCUCUUUUUCAUACCUCUUUGCACAAGUUUUCUGAAUAUUUGCAAUCGACUCUUGGCACAGAGAGAGAGCUUGUUCUUACCGGACAUAUAAUCGCACUGUUUUGUGCAGCAAGUAUCACUCUGCAAAACUAUGGAAGGAGGUUCUGCAGCCAUUGAAGUUCUUGUCCAAAACCUGAUCAACGUUUUGAAGGAUGAGUACUUUCUAAUUCAAGGUCUCGAUGAAAACACCAAAAAGCUGCAGACAACUUUGGGUAUCAUUCAAGCCUACUUGAAUGACGCUGCGAAUAAAUCCAUCACCGAAGAUGUUAAGAUCUGGUUGACAAAGCUUGAAGAUGUGGCUUUCAAUGCUGAUAAUGUCUUGGACGAACUCAGCUAUCAUCUUCUCCACAAAAAAGUGAAGAAAAUGAAGACUCCCACUACCAAGGAUAAGAUGCUAUCAUGCUUCUCAGCAUGUACUUACAUUUCACGCCGGCAUAAUAUGGCUCUUACAAUCAAGCAAAUCAAUACCACUUUUGAGUCUAUGACCAAAACGGCAACAGAUCUUGGCCUUCAAAGCAAAAUUCUGAAUGCACAUGUUGUUGCUCCAACUUCCAUUCAGACUAAUUCGAUCAAGAUUGAUCCAAUCUUUGUCGGAAGAGAUGAUGAUGUGUCUAAUGUAGUUGACAUGCUGACCCGUAUCCCCCAAGAUCAGACCAUCUCCGUCGUUGCUAUUGUCGGAAUGGGUGGUAUGGGGAAGACCACGUUGACUCGGAAUGUCUUCAAUCACGAAAGCCUAAAGACAUUCGGAUCACAUAUUUGGGUUCAUGUUUCUCAAACUUUUGAUCCAAUCGGUCUCUACAACAAAAUCUAUUCAACAUUGGCUUCAACUACCAAUGAUAGAGUGGAGCGAGCUGAGCAUGAGGAAGUUAUCCUGAACAAGCUUCGACAAGCUCUCAGGGCUAAAACUUAUCUUCUUGUUCUUGAUGAUGUUUGGAAUGAAGAUGUUCGGAGUUGGGAAGAAUUUAUGAAUAACAUGAAGGGUGUUUCUUCUACCAAGGGGAAUGGCAUUAUUAUCACUACACGGAGUAAAAAGGUUGUUUCAACUGUUAACCCAUUUCGUAUUCAACUAGUGAAAGGCUUAUCAGACGAAAAGUGCUGGUCCAUAAUCAAAACACAAACUUUUGAUGGAAAUGUAGAAGUUCCAUCACAAUAUGAGAUGAUUGGGAAAGAGAUUGCAAAAAGAUGUCGGGUUUGCCCUUGGCUGCCAAUGUGGCUGGGGGUGUGCUUUGUCGCUGUAAAUCUGUACAAGAUUGGCACUCCAUCAAAGAAAAUUGGCUUUCGGAUAGUGAAGAAGGUAAAAGUAUUUCAAAUAUAUUGAAAUUGAGCUAUGAUCACUUGACUUCGCCGUCACUUAAGAAGUGCUUCGCGUACUGUUCGAUUUUCCCCAAAGGUUGGGAAAUCAAUAAGGAAGAGCUGAUUGAACUAUGGAUGGCAGAAGGGUUUCUCUUUCUUCAACCUAGCCGAAGAGAUGAUAUGGAGUAUGUGGGAAAUAUGUUUUGUAAUGUACUUCUACAGAACUCUUUGUUGCAAGCUGCAAGGACAGAUUCUUUUGGAAGGGAAUACUAUAUGAUGCACGAUCUUGUGCAUGAUCUUGCAUCUUCCGUGUUAUCUAAUAAUGCAGAUGGCAGCAUUCGAUACAAGUUUCUCGAAAAUGAUUCGAGUCGUAUUCCAGAAGAAGUGUCGAGGAAUUUGCGUACAUUACUAUUGGAAGGUGGUAGCACUUUUGUUACCCUAUUCUCUAACUACAAAUGUUUGCAUAAUCUAUCUCUUUAUGGUUUGAGAUAUAAAGAGUUGCCCAGUUCAAUUAGGAAGUUGAUACAUUUGAGAAAUCUCAACAUUUCCAAAACAUCAAUUACAAACAUACCAGAGUGGAUUGGUGAACUACAUCACUUGCAAACAUUAAGAUCAGAAAUAUGGUAUUUGAAGGAACUGCCAGAUGCGUUGAAGUAUUUGAUUAAUUUAAGGCAUCUUUAUGUAUAUUCGGAAACAAAGUUGCCUGCGGAGAUUGGGAGAUUAACUAGUCUUCAAACACUUGAGUUAUUUAAAGUGGGCGAAGAGAAGGGCUACCAAAUUGAAGAGCUCGGAAGUUUGAAAAAUCUUAAAGGAACACUAAUGAUUGAGAACCUUGAAAGGGUGCGCGACAAGGAAGACGCAAUGAAAGCAAAUAUGUUGGAGAAGUCAUGUGUGUCUACAUUGAUGUUUAGUUGGGAUAACGAGGGAAGAGUCUAUGAAAUAAAUGAUGAGAGUGUAUUGGAAGGGCUCCAACCUCAUGCAAAUUUGAAAGUGUUGCGGAUUUUAGGAUUUAAAGGCAAAAGAUUUCCAAGAUGGUGUCAGAAGAUGGCAGUAUGGGAUGAGCUUCAAGGCUCUUGGGAAACACUUGACAGCUUGACUGAGAUAACACUUUCCAACUGCUCAGAAUGUGAGGAAAUCCCAACUCUGGUGAACAUGCUUAAUCUGGAAACUCUUCGUUUGCAUCGCUUGGAGAAGGUGAGGUUCAUAAAUUCUUCAUUCAAUAAUUUAAGAACUCUCGUAAUAUCUGGAUUAGAAUUGAAAUGUUUGCCAGAACAGUUAUUCUAUAACAGUCAGAAUCUCUCAAGAUUAUGGAUUAUAGAUUGCCCUGCAUUGAUUGAAUUACCGGAUGGUCUAGACAGCCUCAAUUCUCUUGUGGAGUUGCGUAUAUCAAACUGUGAAAAUCUAAUGUCAAUUGGGAAUCUAAGUGGCCGAAUAGGAAAAUAUCAAGGAAUCCUCUGUAAGCUGGAAAUUUUAGGGUGUGGACAGUUGGUGAAAUUUCCACAUCAAAUUCUAGAGUCAUCCGCAGCCACAAUCGAGAUACUAAGUUUGGAAAGAUUAGGGAGGCUAAAAAAUCUACCAAUGCUAAUUGAUUGCCUAGCUAAAUCAUCUCGCCUCGAAUCAUUGAUAAUCAGAGGUGUUCCUAAUUUGAUGGCUAGUGGUAGGGUUGAGAGGUGGGAUUUAGGCAGGUUGAAGAAACUAUAUAUAGAUGUGAGUGUGGAGUGGUCAAUGGAGAGUAGUAAUGCCAUCAUAGAGACUGUGGAUGGUAUAUUGCAUCGAUGUUGUGAUUUACUUACUCACUUAUUCUUGAAGGGGGUUAAAAAUUGGGAGAGGCUGCCUCAACCAAUUCAACAUCUCUCUACUCUUGAGUACUUAAAGUUAGAAAAUAUAGGUAGAAGAAUUGCCCCAGUGGCUGGAGAACCUCUCAUCUCUAAGGAUCUUAUGCCUAAGAGAUUGUAACAGGUUGAGGUGUCUGCCCUCUGUCGCUGCGCGCCUUACUAAAUUAGAAUUCUUACAAAUUAAAGAUUGCCCGGAACUACACAUUGAUUCAGAGUGGCGCAACCAUCCUAAUCUGGAAAUCAGAGAUGAACUCCCAUUCAGGGUGACUCUCGAGCUUAAUUGGUAGAGUGCAGAGGUGAAAAUGGAGUCAGGAUGAAGUCGGAACCCAAAAGCAAAGUCGAGAGACAUUCCACGUGAACUGCAGGAUUCAUGCACGCAUGGAACGCUGUGAUCUGUCCAAAACUCCAUCAUCCCGGAGACAAACUACCACCGACAAUUGGAGAACAUCAUGAAUUCUACGGUUUAGUUUUAAUAGUACUACUUAGCAGGUGUGGUUAUAUGAUGGAAUAAUUUGUUGAAAUCUAUAUUUAAUCCAUUGCUCU